Molecule: messenger RNA, 2136 nt
Organism: Dioscorea cayenensis subsp. rotundata (Guinea yam)
Lineage: Eukaryota; Viridiplantae; Streptophyta; Magnoliopsida; Dioscoreales; Dioscoreaceae
Exons: 2
Coding region: 332-1234 (300 amino acids)
Source: RefSeq, a predicted model, not a curated record
GGCCCAGCCCUGGUUGGUCUGAAAUAAUGGGACCCAAAUGAAUCAAGCAAGGGUUAAUAAAUAAAAUAAAUGAGUUCACCAACCAUAACAUAAAACAGAUUAUGUUAUGGGAAUAAAAUAAAAUAAAUUACAUAAAUGCAUAAAUGCAUCCUAUCCUCUAACAAUUAGAGGUCAGUAGCAACAGCAACAGCAACAGCAGCAGCAGCCAAGGUAGCACCAAAUCUGAAAACCUCACCUCACCUCACCUGGGAGGAGAUCAGGGUUACAUUUCUCGGGCUCAUCAUAUACAUCUUUGGCUCCUCAUUUGCAUUUGCAUUUGCAUUCGUAUUCCAUGGCCACUGGGUGGGUCAAAUCCCUUCAAUGCAUAUCUAAUGCCCUCGACGACGUCGUCUCCACUACAUCACCUUCACCCUCAGCCAACACAAACCCCAUAAAAAAGAAGCCAUCUAUGUCCAUCCUCCUUCCCAUCACCUGCGGCAACCCUUCUCACACUCUCCAAGAUGUCGUCCUUCUCUUCCCCAAACAUCCCCCUCCUCCUCCUCCCACCAAAAAAGUUAAACCACCCUCUUCCACGAAUGCCCAUCAUCCAAAUCCCAAACGCCCCAAGCGCCCCAAUCCCAAUCCCAAUCCCAGGUCGCUUGCCACCGUCCCUCCCCCCAAGUCCCUUCCCACUCUCACGGAGCUCCCCGCAGGACACUCUUCACGUCGCGUCGUCGAGAUUAUCUUCGCCUCCAGCUGGUCGUCUCGUGGCACUCCUUUCCCCGGCGAGAUCGAGAUGCUCUUUCGGGUCCAUAACCCUACCCGCACCGUCUCCCGCUUCGAGGACUACCGCGCUGCAGUCCAAGGAAUGGCUGAGGGGGCCAACGAUGGUCGCUGUGCCGCCGAUGGCAACGAGAUGAUGCGGUUUCAAUGCGCCCCGCCUUCAUCUUCCGCCUCAGCCGUCGCCGUCGCCGCCGCCGCUACCGCCGAUGAUGUAAUCUAUGAUGCCCGCGUGGUUGCCUGCUCGACCGGAGGGAUCCGUACUUUCGCGGGCAGCGGCGGGGCCCACGAGAGCGUAGGCGGCGGGAGCGGGAGGCGGUCCAUGCUAGUCUGCCGAGUCAUUGCUGGCCGGGUCAGGUCCGGUACGUGCGAACCUAGCGGGCGGUUCGAGUCAGUUUCCUCGGCCCGAGGCGAGCUCCUCGUCUUCGACUCACGUGCCGUACUUCCCUGCUUCCUCAUCAUCUACAGACUCUAGACCUACUCCUAUUUUAAUGAAUUUAUUAAACCCACAUAGAAAAUUCAAUAAUCUUCUACUAUCUUAGAUUCUUAAUCUUAUCUUUCUUCUUCUUCUUCUUUUAAAUUUUUUUUUUUUUUUUCACCGGGUUUUUUUCUUUUUAUCUCGAGAUUCCCGGUUUGGGGUUGGGGCAGGUUUGUAAAGGUUGUUUGAGUUGGUGGCUUGAUGAAGCGAAUCAAUGCUUGUAAUGUCGGGGAGGAAUGGCCAGCCGUUGGCCCAAGGAAUCAUCAUAUACAGCGAAUUAUUGAUUUAUCUCAUCAGCCAUAGAGCUACAAGUGUGUGUGUCUCUCUCUCUCUAGAUAUAUAUAUAUAUCUUAUAAUUUUUUUAAAAAAAAAACUUUUGAACUUUUGAAGCAUUUUCUCAAAUGCAUAGAAAUUUUAACCAAUUUAAAGGGGUGGUGAUGCAGUAAAAUAGCUCCUCAAUUGUUAUGACAUUUCCAGACCCACUAUUUGUAUCAGAUGGGCAGACCGCAGACGUGCAUAAAUAGCUGCCCAAUCUUCUACGACAGAAAAGAUAAAUAACAAGAGGAACAUUCUAUCUUUAAUUGAGAAAAAGAAUAAAACACUCACCCUUUUAUUGCAGACGUAAGAGCAGAAACUCAAUCCAUAAAUUUCGUUUUUCUUAAUCUUUCCAUAUUCAAUUUUACCUGAGCAGGAAAACUGAAUCUUACUUUGAACUACAUUGACGGCUCUCGGAUUUUUUUUUUUUUUAUCAAUAUCUUUUUAUUUAUCUAAAGAUUUUUCAUUCAUGUAAAUCAAGCACGAGAAGAGGAAUAAAGAGUUGAAAGUAUAGCAUUUGUUGUUCUAAGUCUUGGAGGAGUCUCUCUCCUCCCCCUGUGUCUCAGUGUGUUUUCUUGGUUCAU